AUGGCUUUGAUCCCCGCCAUCAACGCCAACAACUUAGACACUGUUAAGGAGUUGCUUCAAGAGGGUACUAAUCCAAAUGUGUAUGAGGUGUUUGGACGAAAAACUCCCCUCAUAGUAGCUGCGGAAAACAAUUGUCAUGAGGUGAUGCAUGAAUUGUUGAAACACAAAGUCUCAGUUGGUCAUGCGGAUAGGUGGGGCAACACCGCCCUCCACUAUGCAGCUGGCAAAGGAUAUUUGCGUUGUGUGAUACUUCUUCUGCUUCAUCACAGUCCUGUGGAUGUUUUCAAUCGUCGACUUCACACCCCACUAAUGCGAGCAGCUAUGAAAGGUCAUGAGGAGGUUGUUCGUCACUUGCUUAACAAUCAUGCCACUUUUACUUCUCAAUUGAAUGAAAAGAAGGAAACCGCCUUAACACUGGGAUGCCGAUCGGGCAAUGUGGAAGUGGUGCAACUUCUCUUGGAUCGUGCAUCCCCCCUAGAGGAUCGAAGUGCGGAGCUUUAUUACGGACUUCGAGAGGCUGUGGCAUUGAGUCAUGCAGAGGUGGUGAAAGUGCUGCUUCAACAUGGAUCCGAUGUCAAUCACUCCGAUGACACCACUUCACCAGUCAUUUUUCUAGCUGUCACCUCCGGUACGGUGGCCAUUUUAAACCUUCUCAUAGCUGAAGGAGCAGACCUCGAGAAGGUGAAUGCACAAGGCUACACCCCCCUCAUGAAAGCCACAGCCAUGGGGAGGAAAGACAUGGUUGAUGCCUUGUUGGCUGCUGGUAUGCUGUUGGAGUUUCAAAAUCAUUCGCUUUACAUGUUCAUGCUUUUUACAGGCGCUAAUGCAAAAGCUCGACGAAGAGGCCGUAGCGAGACGGCUUUGACGAUUGCCAAAAAAGAGGGUCAAAACGACAUUCUUAGGUUGAUUUUACGGGCUUUAAAACGGGAAGAGCCUUUAUAA
Messenger RNA from Hydatigera taeniaeformis, 942 nucleotides. The record is from the annotation of a GenBank genome assembly. Lineage: Eukaryota; Metazoa; Platyhelminthes; Cestoda; Cyclophyllidea; Taeniidae.